Molecule: messenger RNA, 2399 nt
Organism: Marmota flaviventris (yellow-bellied marmot)
Lineage: Eukaryota; Metazoa; Chordata; Mammalia; Rodentia; Sciuridae
Gene: Gad2
Product: glutamate decarboxylase 2
Biological process (GO): GABA biosynthetic process; GABA shunt
Cellular component (GO): cytoplasm
Molecular function (GO): glutamate decarboxylase activity; pyridoxal phosphate binding
Source: RefSeq, a predicted model, not a curated record
GGGCCGAGCCUAAGGCAGCUCGCCCCGCAGCCCGCACUCAAGACCUGCUCCAGUCUCGCAGCGCGGAUGGCAUCUCCGGGCUCCAGCUUUUGGUCCUUCGGGUCUGAAGAUGGCUCCGGGGAUCCCGAGAACCCCGGUACAGCGAGAGCCUGGUGCCAGGUGGCCCAAAAGUUCACAGGCGGCAUCGGAAACAAGCUGUGCGCUUUGCUCUACGGAGAUACUGAGAAGCCAGCGGAGAGCACUGGGAACGUGUCCCCGCGGGCCGCCGCCCGGAAGGUCGCCUGCACCUGUGAUCAGAAACCCUGCAACUGCCCCAAAGCGGAUGUCAACUAUGCUUUUCUACACUCAACAGACCUACUGCCAGCCUGUGACGGAGAAAGGCCCACUUUGACAUUUCUGCAAGAUGUUAUGGACAUUUUGCUUCAAUAUGUGGUGAAAAGUUUCGAUAGAUCAACCAAAGUGAUUGAUUUCCAUUAUCCUAAUGAGCUUCUUCAAGAAUAUAAUUGGGAAUUGGCAGACCAGCCACAAAAUUUGGAGGAAAUUUUGAUGCAUUGCCAAACAACUCUAAAAUAUGCAAUUAAAACAGGGCACCCCAGAUACUUCAAUCAACUUUCCACUGGAUUGGAUAUAGUCGGAUUAGCAGCAGACUGGCUGACAUCAACAGCUAACACUAACAUGUUCACCUAUGAGAUUGCCCCAGUAUUUGUGCUAUUGGAAUAUGUCACACUAAAGAAAAUGAGAGAAAUAAUUGGCUGGCCAGGGGGCUCUGGCGAUGGGAUAUUUUCUCCUGGUGGCGCCAUAUCUAACAUGUAUGCCAUGCUGAUUGCUCGUUUUAAGAUGUUCCCAGAAGUCAAGGAGAAAGGAAUGGCUGCUGUCCCCAGGCUCAUUGCCUUCACAUCGGAGCAUAGUCAUUUUUCUCUCAAGAAGGGAGCUGCAGCCUUAGGAAUUGGAACAGACAGCGUGAUUCUGAUUAAAUGUGAUGAGAGAGGGAAAAUGAUCCCAUCUGAUCUUGAAAGAAGAAUCCUUGAAGCAAAACAGAAAGGAUAUGUUCCUUUCCUUGUGAGUGCCACAGCUGGAACCACUGUGUAUGGAGCAUUCGAUCCCCUCUUGGCGGUUGCUGACAUUUGCAAAAAGUAUAAGAUCUGGAUGCACGUGGAUGCAGCUUGGGGUGGUGGAUUACUGAUGUCCCGAAAACAUAAGUGGAAGCUGAGCGGUGUGGAGAGGGCCAACUCUGUGACAUGGAAUCCACACAAGAUGAUGGGAGUCCCUCUGCAGUGCUCCGCCUUCCUGGUUAGAGAAGAGGGAUUGAUGCAGAGUUGCAACCAGAUGCAUGCCUCCUACCUCUUCCAGCAAGAUAAACACUACGACCUGUCCUAUGACACUGGAGACAAGGCCUUGCAGUGUGGACGCCAUGUUGAUGUUUUUAAAUUAUGGCUAAUGUGGAGAGCAAAGGGGACUACUGGAUUUGAAGCACACAUUGAUAAGUGUUUGGAGCUGGCAGAGUAUUUAUACAAUAUCAUAAAAAACCGAGAAGGAUAUGAAAUGGUGUUUGAUGGAAAGCCUCAGCACACAAAUGUCUGCUUCUGGUAUAUACCUCCCAGUUUGCGCACUCUGGAAGACAAUGAAGAGAGAAUGAGUCGCCUCUCAAAGGUGGCUCCAGUGAUCAAAGCCAGAAUGAUGGAGUAUGGGACCACUAUGGUCAGCUACCAACCCUUGGGAGACAAAGUCAAUUUCUUCCGCAUGGUCAUCUCAAAUCCUGCAGCAACUCACCAAGACAUUGACUUCCUGAUUGAAGAAAUAGAACGCCUUGGGCAAGAUUUAUAAUAACUUAACUCACUAAGCUGUUUCAAUUCUCUAAGUAGACAAUUAAGUUGUCACAAACGGUGUAAAUGUAUUUGUAGUUUGUUCCAAAGUAAAUCUAUUUCUAUAUUGUGGUGUCAGAGUAGAGUACAGUUUAAAAAUUGCUCCUUUUAAAAACCCUUUCUUAAGUUCAGUAUACCUCUCUAAUAAUUAGUGACAAACGGCUGUGUUCUAAUCAAUAAGGAAAAGCUUAAAAUUGUUAUAAAUACUUCCCUUACUUUUAAUAUAGUGUGCAAAUCAAACUUUAUUUUCAUGUCAGAGUAGUAGGAUUGAAUAGUGCCAAAUUGCCCCUGAAUCCUAAAAGGUUCUUUGGGGGUGCAGUAAAAAGGAUAAAGUAAAUAUAAACUGUAUGUUGACAAUAAAAACUCUUGCCUUUUCAUAGUAUUAGAAAAAAAAUUUCUAAUUUACCUAUAGCAACAUUUCAAAUGUAUUUAAAUACAUAUAAUUUUACAAAGGAAAAUAUAUAUAUUAAAAAGAAAUCCUAUUUUGUAACAUAUAGAUUUUUAUUUUAUAUGGGUUAUACAAACUGCAGGGGCAGA